GUCAUGAUGGUUGAAUUACUAGACUUCAAAACUUUCACCAAUAUCCUAUCUCCUACACGUAUAAUAAUGCCUACCCGCAAACGUAUACAUUGUACGCCUGAUGAUAUUAAAGAGCUCCUGGGUUGGCUUACGAUUCCAGAACACCGGAUGGAAGAGACUCACCAGCUCGAGGUAAAACACCACCGUCUGGAACUUGCCAUCGUUGAACAUCAAGCAGAAGAAGAGUAGUGCUAAUCAAUCCGCCUGCUGCUGUUCCUUACUCGUAUGGGAACAUUCUCAAAGCGUAAUGUCCAAUUCAAAAGGAUUGUUGUGAUUUCGGGUACGAUACACUUAGAUAGACAGCCUCCUGCAACUGUCUAGAAUACGUUUUACUCUCCAAGCACCUUUCCACGACGUAUAUUGAACGUAUGAAUAUGCUGUAUGAAAGGAGGAAGAAGGAAUCGCCAGGU
This is a messenger RNA of Linderina pennispora, 449 nucleotides long. RefSeq lists its product as uncharacterized. Lineage: Eukaryota; Fungi; Kickxellomycota; Kickxellomycetes; Kickxellales; Kickxellaceae. Bases 7 to 228 code for a protein of 73 amino acids. The transcript is spliced from 3 exons. The record is from RefSeq and is a predicted model, not a curated record.